AUGAAUGACGAUGAAGGAAAUGAAUCAAUCAUAUCAAUUCCACAAAGUGAUAAUAUAACCCGUCCCAAAUCUCAAGCUUUAACGCGUUCAUUCCAAGGUAAUCCUCGUUAUAUAAAUUUUUACAAUCGAUUUGUGAUUGAAACAUUCCAAUCGGAUGGGAAUUAUAUAGAGACGAAUUUAGAAGGUUCAUACAUUACUAAUGAUUCUCAAGUAUAUUAUUAUCCUGAUGUGCAGGGUGUCGAUCAUAAUGUUGAUGUUAAUAUCCCGGGUUCAUAUUGGUCACCAUCUGAAAAGGAACAAUUUUUUAAUUUAUUAAGUAAAUAUCUGAUUCAUAAUAUUGAUAUAAUAGUUGAAGGAAUAACUACCAAGAAUAAAUUUGAAAUUUUGAAUUAUUAUGAAUUAUUAAAAUCAAAAUUGAAUGAUUUGAAAAGAGGAAAUCAUAAACAUAAUCAUGAUGAAAGAAUAAUGCUUAAAUCUUAUAAAGUGACGAAAAUAAUCGAUCGAUCCACAACAAGAUCGAAUAAUAAACAAACCAUAAAGACUUAUAAGGUUCAUUUCCCACAAGUACCGACUAGAAGACUCAUAUCGUAUCAUCUGAUCCCAAGUGCUUAUGAAGUAAGUGAGGAUUUGAUUAAAUUUGAAGAGAAUCAAAGUUUAUUAAUAAAUAUCAAAGAGAAGAAGAAAAUCAAUGAUGAGAAUAGAAGAUAUAAGAGGAAUUUCAACAUGUAUGUUGAUUCAGAAGAAGAAGAAGAAGAAGGAGGAUUAUUCAAUAUUGAAAUGAUGAAUCAAAUAUUUGAUAAAAUUUAUCGAAAUCAAACUAUACUUGAGACGUCUAAUGAUAAAGUUUCAUUAGGGUUCACAUCCUAUGUUUUAUUAGAAGAGAUUAUCAAGACUUUAAUAAGGAAGAUUAUGAUUAAUAUUAUUAAUAGUAGUGGCCAUGAAAGGGAAAUCACGGUUAACGAUGUAUUUGAAUCGAUAAUAAAACUUAAUAUUGCUGAUGAAAAGAUUAAUAAAUUCCAUUAUUGGCAAGGGAUUAUUGAAAGAUUAUUACCGAUUGUAUCUGUGAAUGAACCAGGUAUAAAGGGAGACUUCUGGAAUCAAUACCCGGAUGAAAUAGUAUCAUCGUUCUUAAUUUAUGGUAUGUCUCAUCAAACUUAUUUCGAAUCAUUUAUGAAUAAAGAUACCGGAGAUAUCUUCACUUCAACGAACCCUAUAGAUAAAUUCCUAGAGAAGAAACCCAUCGCUAAGAUUAAUCAUAAUAAAAUCAACGUUAAGGAUGAAAAUGAUCCUGAUGAAAGUUUUCAUAUUUCGGAAUUAAACCAAUCCAAUUUCAAACGAAGGAGAUUAAAUAAACGAAAUCAUAAGGGGAUAACUGAUCAAUUAAUUGAUCAAUAUGAUAAAGAAAUUGAAAAAUUUGAUUAUUAUGAAAGUAAAAUGUAUGAACGAGGAUUAAUUAGUUAUUUAACGGGUAAGAAAGAGAAAUCAUUAAGUCAAGUUAAAAGUCAAUCACAAAGUCAAAGUGUGGAUGAUGAUGAAGAGGAGGUAGUUGACGAUGAGGGUUUAUUAAUUUUACAAGAAUGGGAAUUACAAGAUAGUGAACAGAAGGAAGAAGAAGAAUAUUUGAAUUCAUUAAAAUUCAAAGGCGGUCCGACUAAUAUCGAAGAAGAGAUAAUUGAAAGUAAUAAGGAGGCUGAGGCUGAAGAAGUUCCUAAUGAAAAUGAAAAUGAAAUUCAACUAGGUGCAUCAGAGGGUGUUACAACAGAGGGUGAUGGUCAAAUCCCAUCUAACUCAUUAUUAUAUCAAAUCCCAAUAUCAUUAAGUAAUCGAUUUAAAUUUGAAUUUGCCAAUUAUACUUAUGAAGAAGAGUAA
Molecule: messenger RNA, 1869 nt
Organism: Scheffersomyces coipomensis
Lineage: Eukaryota; Fungi; Ascomycota; Pichiomycetes; Serinales; Debaryomycetaceae
Exons: 1
Coding region: 1-1869 (622 amino acids)
Biological process (GO): nucleolar large rRNA transcription by RNA polymerase I; transcription initiation at RNA polymerase I promoter
Cellular component (GO): RNA polymerase I upstream activating factor complex
Molecular function (GO): RNA polymerase I general transcription initiation factor activity; rDNA binding
Source: RefSeq, a predicted model, not a curated record